Messenger RNA from Miscanthus lutarioriparius, 1251 nucleotides. The record is from the annotation of a GenBank genome assembly. NCBI's taxonomy places the organism in Eukaryota, Viridiplantae, Streptophyta, Magnoliopsida, Poales, Poaceae.
AUGGAGAACAACGGCGGCGAGUCACCUUCCGUUGGAGCCUCGAAGGUGAAGAAGGCCACCGAUUUCUUCCCAAACAAGGCUCAUGUCACCGACGCGCUCCGCACCAUCCUGGCCCGCCUCGACGCCUCAGACCCGGUGCUUGUCUACGAGAAACAGAUGCCGCCGUCCGACAGGAGCAAGGGCCAGAAUCGUCUACUCAUGUCGUGCAAAUGCGAAAGCAAGAGGGCCGCUUUCGCUAGCAUAUUCACGGAGGCGGAGAUGCCGCUGGUGCACCGGCCGCAGCCGCUGAAGACAGAGGACGAGAAGCACGACAGCAAAGACAAGGGCAAGGGCAAGAAGAAGAAGGAAGGAGGCGAGGACGACAACAACAGUAAGGUCUGCUGCGGCAACAACAAUGGCAAGCACAAGAUGACCGACGACGGCGGCGGCAAGGAGGACGCGGAUAAGGACGAUGAGCAGGGGAAUAAGCAGAGGAGCACGGUUCAAGGGCUUGCUGUGGAGGCGUACGACUGCGACGGCAGAGCGUACGAGCUCAACCUCAAGUAUCUAUCGUGCAACACCGCCUACAGGAUCAUAGGGCCCGACUAUACAGUUUUUCUGAAGAACAACGGCUUGUUGGUCGGUGGUGGCGGGGGCGUGACUCGAAAGCGAUCUGGGAAGCGAAAGAAACGCCGGAGCAGUUUGCCAGACGAGGAACCAGACGAUGAGCAGACAGCAGUGCGAGACGACGCCGACGACAUCCUCAUGGAGCUCUGGGCAUUCCGCUCGCCAAAGCUGUCAAUUGGGGAGAAAGACCAGCCGGACGGCGCGCUCGGGCUGUUGCUGCUGCACCACCGUGGAGGCGAGGCAGGGCAAGGGCAAGGGCAAGUCCGUGUUGGUGGCGCGGCAGCGACGGAGGAGGUGCGGGUUGCCGGGCCCCAAGAACCAGAGGUCGUCGUCGACGUUGAGCAGCCACAACAGAACAGUCAUGGCGGCAUGGCGACACAGGGCGAGGACAUGGUUGCCGCGGGAGAUUGUGCGGGGAACGCGGCGACCGUCGUGGAUGAUGCGACCGGCAAUAAGCUUGGCGACGCGGCGCCGCGGUCCACGCGGGAUAUGCCCCUUCGUCCGCUAGAGAGGUUGAUUGCAGUAUGGCUGAGUUUCCUCAGUUCCGAUGCUGAUCAGAGUCACACGGAUGUUAACGACAAUGGUGAGGCAGAUGCUCACGACAAGCAAGGGCCUAGCAAGGUUGAUCAGAGUGAUGAAGUCUAG